CAUGUCGGAGCGGAUCCCGGCAGCUGAGGUCCCCCCCUGACAGCAAAGAGAGGCCGCUCCCCCCACCACACGGCCCCACACGGCUGUUCACAUCGCUCCUGUCACCCCACCUUUCUUUUUUUUUUCUUUUUCUUUUCAUUUGCGAGCCCGGUCGCCAUGCUGGAGACCAUACAGUCCGCGGUCCUGGAAGUCGGUGAAAACUUGUUCCCAACUCUUCCCAAACUUUCAGCUGACGAUGUUGUGAAUGUAUGGGCAAAUGUCGCAGGUUUUACGGAUCGUCAGAUGUCCCUCCAGAAGGGAGUUCAUAUACCAAACCUUGGGACUUUUACUUUCUCACAGCAAAAGUUGGAUAUGGGACACAAACAGAUCCUAAUGCAGAGGCCAGUAUUUCUGAUGUCUGAGAAAAAUGUGCAGGACCAUGGAUUAACAUACACAAAACAACAUGUAUCUGAUGACAUACCUAUUGUUCCACUGAAUUUUACUGCUAUAUCUCUGGAGAGCCCUUUUGAUCGAGAUACGGUUGAAGGGUGUGUUAAAGAGACCCUGCAAAUCAUGUACCGUUACAUCUCAUUGAAACGCAAUGUGGAAUUCAUAUUCAAGGAUAUUGGUGUGCUAACUAUACGUAAUAACAAGGUCAAAAUGAAAUUUUACAAAGACUUUCUUAAUGCCAUGGAUGGGAGUGGGUACUUAGUGAAAGCUCUUUCAAAUCGACCCGUGACAGAAGACUCUGUAAUAUCAAUGAAAGAUUCGAGUGAAUUUCGUGCUACACCCAACACUGUUGUAUUUCCCUGCAUUCAGUCCAAUGAAGUAAAUGAUCAAAAAUUAUCGAUGGAAACAAUUAAUGAGGAAGAUAGAGAAAACAAUGAGGGUAUGUACAAAGCACAACACAAUGAGACAACCAGAGAAAAUGAACAAACCGAGAAAUUAAAAGAAGAGAAAAAUAAAGAAACAGCAGAAGCCUCCCAUGCCAAGCAAACACCACUUAGAAAAUCCAUGACUCCUGCUAUAGCCUCUGCUAUAAGUCUGACAGAGGAGUUUGAGAAGUCUGAUGACCCUAAAGCACCAUCAGAAAGGUUACCACCUCAAAGCCAUCUUUCAUCUCCUCAGUGUGGCAUUCAGCACACAAACUCAUCUUCUUCGAAGCUCAAAACACCAACAACACCAGCCAAUAGCUGCCCUGAUCACUGCAGGGCUGGACAGGAGUUAUGCUAUCUUUGUAUGCAACGAGCUCUGAGAAAUGUUCCUGUUGAUAUGUCAGAGGAGAAAAGAAGAAGACAGGAGGAAGAGGAGCAAAUUCUGCAACAAUAUCAACAAAUGAAAGACCAGGAUGCUCUCUUCAAGCAUCAGUGUGAAAUGUUGGCCAGCAGAGAAUACAACCAAAAGAUUUCAGCAUUCAACAUGGGAGUCGCUGAAGCCAUAAAGAGACAAAAGAAUUCAAAAUGCAAAGAAUAUCAUAAAGGAUAUAUUUUCCAAAAGAGGCCUUUUACCCCACCAAUUUUACUAGGGCAAGAAAAGUAUUCACAGUGUCUGAAGAAACAAUUGGAAGACAAGAACGAAAGCGACAACAAGAAGAAGCAGGAUGAGGAGUUCCUGGAUCGCCUUGAGCAAGUUCAGCUUGCUGAGGAUCUUGCUGCCCAGAGAGAACAGUAUUUGAAGGAAAAGCAAGAACAAGCAGACAUCUAUAAGAGAGCACUGGAUGCUCAGGUUAAAAAUAAAGCAUUUCAGUUGCCAGCCUAUGAACCCGACUCUGCUGAGCCAAUCUUUGGUCAGAAUGAAAUGACAUAUGAGAAAGAGUUAGAAAAAAGACAACAAGCUCAUGAGCUCUAUAAACAACAGCUGGGGGCAGUGGUUGAACGUAAGAGGAACGCCAUCCUGAAUCAGAUGUAUGAGCAGAAGAAGGAGUUAGAAAUGCUGGACAGAAAUAAGAAAGACCUGAUUGCUGAACAUAGAAGACAGUAUGCAAAUCUGUGCAGAAUGCACAAGGCUUUAGAGGAAGCAUGGAGCGACAGUGCAAACCUGAAGCGACUGAAAGAUUAUGAAGAGACUCAAUACACAAAGGCUGGAGGUCUUUUCCUACUUGAUCAAUGUAAUAAAUACCGACGUUGCUAUCAGUGUCAACGGCGUACAUCAGGCUGUGAAGAGACAAACGUUUGGAAUAAUUCACGUUUCAUUGAUUAACCCUCUCUGCUUGAAUGCCAAC
This is a messenger RNA of Callorhinchus milii (elephant shark), 2200 nucleotides long. RefSeq names its product coiled-coil domain-containing protein 81. The transcript is spliced from 15 exons. Bases 157 to 2178 code for a protein of 673 amino acids. Gene Ontology annotation, cellular component: centrosome. The record is from RefSeq and is a predicted model, not a curated record. Lineage: Eukaryota; Metazoa; Chordata; Chondrichthyes; Chimaeriformes; Callorhinchidae.